Molecule: messenger RNA, 1237 nt
Organism: Thermothielavioides terrestris NRRL 8126
Lineage: Eukaryota; Fungi; Ascomycota; Sordariomycetes; Sordariales; Chaetomiaceae
Exons: 2
Coding region: 159-1010 (283 amino acids)
Biological process (GO): mRNA splice site recognition
Cellular component (GO): U1 snRNP; U2-type prespliceosome
Molecular function (GO): mRNA binding
Source: RefSeq, a predicted model, not a curated record
GCGGAACUCAACUUUCCAUGCUUCCAGGUUCAACUCAAACCUCCAACUUCUUUGCAAUUGAGGCUCGCCCCGGCAAUCCUGCCAUUCUUGACAUCGCAACCCCGCCAACUGCUAACAUACUUUAUCACCGGAUACACAGCGCCGACAUCUGAGACACCAUGGCGGCUGAGCAGAGAAAGCUGCUCGAGCAGCUCAUGGGCGGCGGCAUGGCGGCGCGCAGCGCCCAGCUGCCGCUCACCGACCCCAAAGUCUGCCGGUCCUACCUGGUCGGCACCUGCCCGCACGACCUCUUCACCAACACGAAGGCCGACCUGGGCGCGUGCCCGCGCGUGCACUCGGAGGCGCUCAAGGCCGAGUACGAGGCGCUGCCGGAGGCGGAGAAGAAGAAGUACGGGUUCGAGUACGACUACAUGCGGGACCUGCAGGGGCGGAUCGAGGCGUGCAACCGCAACAUCGAGACGCUGCAGCGGCGGCUGGAGAAGACGCCGGACGAGGUGCGGCAGACCAACGCGCUGCUCAAGGCCAUCUCGGACCUGGGCGCGACGGUCGCCAACGGCCUGCUCGAGGUCGAGAUCCUGGCCGAGACGGGCGACGUCGCCCGCGCGUACGACGAGUACUACAAGGUGCGCCACGCGCAGGCGGCCAAGGCCGAGCGCGAGCGCGAGCUCAAGGCGCUCUCCGAGACCUCGGGCCCGUCGGGCCACCAGAAGCUGCAGGUCUGCGACGUCUGCGGCGCCUACCUGAGCCGCCUCGACAACGACCGCCGCCUGGCCGACCACUUCUUCGGCAAGAUGCACCUGGGCUUCGCCCAGAUGCGCAAGGCCUACGACGCCUUCCCCACGGAGAUGCGCGGCCGCCAGCGCCCGCCCAUGCCCAUGGAUGAGGAUAUGGGCGGCGCGCCGGCCGGUCCCGGCGGCGGGUACGGCGAUGGCGGGUGGGGUAAGGGGGGCCCCCGAGGGCCGAGGAGCGGAGGUGGCUAUCGCUCGCGGGGACCCAGGCGUGGGUGGUAGCUUUUAUGUCAGAUUGACGCGGAAUUGCAUAGGCCGGGCGUUCGGCGUUUAUCUGUUUGUCUGGGAAAAAAAAAAAAAAAGGGAAAGCUCACGGGGUUGCGGGUUGCUGUUUAGCAGGCGGACUAGGUAGACGUGUACAUCUCCAAGGGCUCUGGUUAUCAAACUGUCUGCAACUCUAUCCUGAUCCAAUUCGCUGGUAUCUAUUUCUUCGCGCUCGUCAUCGUUGG